This is a messenger RNA of Pocillopora meandrina, 9157 nucleotides long. The record is from the annotation of a GenBank genome assembly. NCBI's taxonomy places the organism in Eukaryota, Metazoa, Cnidaria, Anthozoa, Scleractinia, Pocilloporidae.
CAAACAGUAUACUACGCACUUAUUGAGAGAGCACGCAACAAUCGACUGUGAGACGAUUUGUGAAACGUUCGCUGGAGGGCUUAAGCAAAGGUAACAAAACAUUAAUUCAGUCUCGAAAUAAAUCAUAAUUAUUCAUUCCGGCUGUUGUAAUUUACACGAGGUUUACUGUCACGGUACUUUGAUUUCUCAGUGCAAAAUCAUGCGUCAGUCGGCGAGGUUUUGAACGUUUUGGCUCUAUUUGAAAAGUUCCUUUCUGGCCGAUUACUGUGUAAUGAGCUAUCUAAGUAUCACGUUUUCUGAAACUUGUAUUUCUAGUCUUCAAGUCUUACAUUACGUUGGCUAAAUUUCAUCAACCCAAGUGAAAUGGAGGUCACACGCAGACUGUGACAGACAAAUAGCUCCGUAGUUUGAAUAGCGAAAAUUUGAUGCGAAAUCAGUUCAAAUGAUAACACAUUGAAGCUGUGCAGCAAUUUUUAAUCUAACUUAACUACCAAGUAAAGCACUUGAACAUCUACAUUGCAAACUAAGCUCUUGAAUGUAUUGUAAUUCCAUAACCUCAUACAAAGCGCAGACAAUCUAAUAGUACAAUAUGAUUUAUGAUUAACAUGAUAACAUCUAACCGGUGAAAAGUGAGAGACUGCCAUAUAGAUUUGUUGGAGCUCUCAAACGAUUUAAGAUUUCGAAAGAGCAUCGUUUGGAAUGCUUGUCAUGAUCCGCAUAGCAAUUUUGACCACACGCCCAAAUAACUUUAUGAUAAUCAGUCAACCUUGCCCAUUUUCCGAGAAGCACCGCCAAAGGUCAUUUGCAGAUUUUUUGCAAGGAUAUUGACUCGUAUCGUGGAAUGAAUAAAAAAACGACGUCUCAAUCAGAGGUUGAACGGUUAUGUUGUUCAUGGAUCACUUUUAUUCCUCAGGCUGGAAGUCGAAACUGUUUAAUGUUUUUAUUCAACUUAUUUCCACCAGAGCCCCUAAAGCAGAAUAUGGACUUCUCUGAGACCCAGGAACGAGAGGAAAAUCAUUUUGUCCAAGAUGAGGAUGAAAUCGGUAAGGCUCUUUUCUCGCCUGUUUACGCUGCAUGACUCGUUAGUCACUGUAAAAGUAGUGUCAAUGAUAGUCUGACAAAGGCAAUGCUGCGAUUGUCGACAGCUAAGAGAAGGCAUCGAAGGAAACAAGUGCAACGAGGACUGGAAUUCGUCUUUCUAUGUUAUGAAAAUAAAUUUUAGAGGUCACAGGAAUUAGUAUUUUGUCCUUUCCACUCUGGCAAUGACCUUUGAGCAAUAAUUGGGAUUGGCCAGGGAUUCCCGAAUAUAGCGUUAUUGCAAUCAUCAUAAAAAAAGUAAACGCUUAACAUGAAAAGCCACAAAAAUGUUUAACUCACAGUAGUCCGUGUGAUCCACAGAUAUAAAAUGUUUGCUGAAAGAAGGAGAACCGACAGAAGGAGACAUUGACUGGAUAGUCAGAGAAAUAAGUAGCAAUCCUGAUGAAAAGAAGAAGUUAUUUGAGUUAUUGAGAGUAAACGAUGAUGAUCCAGGAUACAAUAGUGGGGAAUCCAUAGACAACGCUAAAGAUUUCACUGAUGGAAUGACCAUACCCAGGCAUCUACUGAAGAACCAAACUUAUGAAGAACUGGCUGCACUGUUGGGCGAAUCACCCCUGAACAGGCGGGAUCUGGCGGUUAAAACUUGCUGCAUACAGAAAGGUGAGUGCAACACACGUCUUGCUUUUCAAUUUUCUUCGCUGCAAUUUGACUUCAGAGAAAAUCAAGCGAGUAUCUUAUUCAAGAACUAAAGCAAAUUUUCAGCAACAUCGUUGAACACUACUGAGCUAAUAAGUAACACACCUUAAUUUCCCGUCCAUAGAUCUGCUUCCCACCUACAUUUUGGCAAGAGGCAACCAAGCCGUAACAGCUUACCGAGGAGCUUUGACAUCAGGUGAAACACUUGACAACCGAGUCAAGGUAAUAUUGAUUGGUGAAGGUCAAGUUGGAAAAACAAGUGUUGCAAAAGCACUGAGAGGCGAAAAGUUUGAAGAGAACGAGCGCAGUGUGAAUGGCAUACUUAUGAGCGAGGUUAUCAAAAAUGCUACUCAUGAUAAACCCUGGAGGAACUCAGCCACUCGUGAAAACGCUCGAUCAGGUUUGUUUCAUUUCAUCAUCGUAAAAUAAUAUAAAAAAACUGGAGAUACGAUAAUUUAACGCAUAGCACGCAAUUUUCAGGAAAAAUUGAAUAGAGCCUUAAUGAUAAUUUAAGGAGAACUCUUUACAACUUUGUUUAGAAGCAGUGACGAGUGCACAAUGACUUUAUCCGUUCUUGUUAAGAAAUUCGUUCGUUUUCUUUUUUACUGAAGUGUCCUCUCAAACUAAUGGAAUCGACGCAAUUGAGGGUAUCUCACUGGAAGAUGAGGUCGAUGGCGCUCGAAGUAAUUCCCCUGAAAUAGAACUAGUAGUAUGGGAAUUAUCUGGCCAAGGUGCCUAUCGUGCCAUACAUCCUAUGUUCAUGACCCCAGACGCAGUGUACGUCCUGGUGUUUGAUUUGUCAAAAGGACUGUUUGACCAGGCAACGGCAAAAGACAACGAGAACGGGUCAGCAACGAAUUCAGAGAACGGAGAUUCCAAUCUUGACUGUAUUAUGAGGUGGAUGGACAUAUUGAAUUCCAUGAGAUAUUCUGCAGCUGAUGAAAUUCUUCCUCCUGUCUUACUUGUGGGUACUCAUGCGGACUGUGUUAAUGGAAACCCUAGGAGUAUCAUGGAUACACUUUUGGACAGAUUCCGCAAAAUUGAGCUGGGCGAUCAGAUCAAAGGAAACUUCGUCUUGGACAACACACUCAAUGUACCUGGCCAAGAAGACCCACAAGUUGCCAAAUUGCGUCGGCGAAUAUUAGAUGAAGCCAACAAGCUGCCGCAUGCUAUGAAGAAGAUUCCCCAAAAAUGGUUUGACAUAGAAAGAAAGAUCCAAAAAGAAGCAAAGGGGGGAAUUAAGUACUACACUACCAAAGAGGUCUUCACGAAGAAAGUUUGCCAAACUCAAGAUUUGAAUGAAAUUGACCAGAUCUUGCUCUUCCUUUGCGAUCGUCGGUCGAUAAUCUAUCACGAGAAUGCUUCUAAACAAGAUGGCUUGGUGGUACUGGAUCCACAGUGGCUCGUAGGUAGACUGUGCAAGCUAUUAAGUUUGCCACCGGAAGAAGAGGAUAAGAUAGAAUUUCUAAACUUACGGAAGGAGCUUCGAGAGACAGGAAUCCUACACCAAAAACUUUUACAUCGCACCUGUACAGAGUGGGAAGUAAAAGAUAUUGAGGAAGCAUUGGUUUCUCUCAUGCAACAUUACAAUCUUCUUUUCCACUGUCCAAGGAAGGAAAAGAACCCCAUUUACCUCGUUCCAUGCAUGAUUAAAAGAGCGACGGGAGAAAAUGAAGUCAUCCCGAGUAAGAAUGGCUCUUCAACGUCACCACCGAUUUAUCUAAUCUUUGGAACCAAGUUCGUACCGAUUGGCUUGUUCUCCAGAUUGGCUAUGCUUAUCGGAGCAUGGGCUGCGAAGAAAAGUUCCUUUGAGCAGCUGCAAAUAAACGCCGACACAGCAUGCUUCAUCUUAGAUGGCGUGAACUUCUUGGAGUUGAAGUGUCUCAAAAGUGUCAUACAGGUGCAAGUUUGGUCUGAAGACAGCACACAAUACAGUGAUCCAGGACUUUACUCAGAGAUUUAUUGGUAAGACUGCUUUCCCAUUUGCUUUCUCAGUUUCAACUCAUAUGAACGCCAUUCUCCUUACAAGUUGAGCUAGGCUAACAAUUAUUUCAUUGAUCAUUUACAUUCACUAAUACCCCUUUCCUGGUCUAGUAUCCUUGACAUCAUUCCCGCCUAUUUUGAGGUCUUAAGCUACACCUAAAAAUAAUUUUUUGUGCAUUGAUUGAUACUUAAAUGUAUAAUUCAAAAUUUUUAUAAAAUGGUUUUUUCAGUUGUUUGGAAAGGAGUUUGAAAGCGGUGUGUGCAACUUGUCACUGGUUACAUUCUGUUUCCUGGGAUCUCAGUGUGCAAUGCAGACUUUGCGCAGGAAUGGUCAACUUAAAGACCCGAAAAUGUAUCUGGCACGACAAGAGAAAUUGUCAUCACGAAGACUGCGCCCACUAUAUUCCCUUGAAAAGGCACAUUGCCUUAUUUUGCCAACAGGCCAGGAAGCGUCUCCCUGAGGAAAAAUUUGAGAGAUGGGUCCAGGUAGCUCAUUGUUUUUAUAUACCAUACAAGAAAGCAUAAUUUCUUUGUUGUAACGAGAAAGACCUUCGUGAAGCGAUUUAAGUGCGAAGAUUUUAACGCCCGACAUAGGACCGUUCUUCGGAUUUAAAAAAUGGGAUUUUCGUACAUGUAACGCUCUCUUACAACAUCCAUAUGACAAAAGUGAAAUUCACUAAAAAUUUACCGGAGGCCUAAUUGAUUUCAAUUGGCCGACGAAUUGCAGGUAGAUAGAUAGAAGCAUUUGUUGGUAACUAACUGGAAUUGCUUUCUUUUUUUUUAGGCUUCGGGGAAAAAUAACAGUCAGGAGGAAACAGGUUUAUUUUGUUUUGUUUUCACUUUUGUGUACCAUCAUACAUCUUAAACUCUUAUUUCCCCUUAAGUUUCAUCAGGUAGAAUAUUACAUUAAAUAUUUGAAUUACUGGCUCUUUGGAUGGAGGAAAAUCAGAGAAGCAUAUGAGCCAAUACCAGCAGACCGAGAUCUUCAUUCCAUUAUCUAUACCAUUUAAGAAACUAGAAAGGUUAAAUCAUGCAGGGAUGAUCAACAGUCGAUUCAAUACCAUUCUGAUAGAUCUAUGUUGCUUAGUGUCCAACUAGAAGGAAUCUUUACACGCAUGCUAGCUAGCAAUUUAUUUCUUUUUAAAUUUUUUUUUAUCUUCUAAUUGACCAUCCAUCUACGAUCUUAGGAAAAGAGAAUAUAGCCUCAACCAAUGAAAUUACUGUUCUGCUGUUAGCUGAGGAGUGGGGCUCCGGCAAAGGCGGCCUCUCAACAAUCAAUAGGCAACUGGCAAUCGAGCUUGCAAGAUACUCCAAUCUGAGAAUCUACUUCUACGUUAUCAAAUCCAACGAAGAAGAUAAGCAAAUGGCCAAGAGUAGUAACAUCAACAUUAUAAAAGCCAAGAAACGACCUGGUUAUAAUAAUGGUUUUGAGCGGCUAUCGUUCCCUCCGGAGGAAUUGCCACUGAUUGACGUGGUUGUUGGGCAUGGAGUGAAGCUGGGAAAGCAGGCACAGCUGAUUAAAGUGAAACAUCCAAGAUGUGUCUGGGUUCAGUUUGAGCAUACCGCUCCGGAGGAACUUGGCACCUACAAGAAUUAUGAAGGCAAAAUCGCAAGAGGGGAAAGUAAGCACCGCGAUGAGGUAGAUCUCGCCAAACGCGCUGAUGUUGUGGCUGCAAUUGGUCCCAAACUAACAGAGUAUUACAAGACCUCACUGCGUCCUGAUAAAGGCGGACCGGAGAAGGUUUUCGAAAUGAUACCGGAUCCAAGUAUGUUCCAUGAAUUUCGCUCGUGCAAGCAGGUCAAGGAAGACAGAGAAAACUUCAACGUUUUGAUAUUUGGUCGUGGUGACUCGGAAGAUUUCAAGCUUAAAGGAUUUGACAUAGCCGCAAGAGCAGUUGCAGAACUUAACGAUGAGAAGUACCACCUCUAUGCUGUUGGCGCACCACAUGGACAACAGGAAGAUGUUGAAAAGAAGUUACUUCAGUGUGACAUCUCUCGUCGUCAGUUGACAGUUCGUGGUUUUAUCGAAUGUAGAGAUGAAGUCGCUCAGUUGCUGUGCGAGGUGGAUCUUGCCAUCAUGCCGUCAAGAACAGAAGGCUUUGGAUUGACAGCUCUAGAAGCCUUAGCCGCAGGUCUACCGAUUCUGAUCGGAAAAAAUUCAGGUUUUGCCAAAGCUCUUCAAAAGAUAAACGAAUCAGCUUGUAUCGUGAAUUCCGAAGACAGCAAGGAAUGGGCGAACGCGAUUCGAUUUAUCAAGGAGAAACCGAGAUCAGAGCGAUUACAGGAAGCCAAGAGGUUAAAAGAGAGGUGCGAAAGUGAAUUUGCCUGGUCAGGGCGGUGUCAAGCUCUUACGGAGAAAAUUCUUCUUCUUGUUGGUAAGUAGUAUAUAAUUGUUGCAGGUUCAAUAAAUAUUUACAUUUUCUGAACCACAAUGCACAUCUUAUCUACUUCUCAGGGUUUUAAUGACUGUUUGUUUCGGUCCGUCUUAACAUCUGUCUUGCCAACAUUCUCAAAUUAUUCUUCCCUGGCGACAACCCGUUUUUGUCUGAAAAACUUGUAAAGCAGCCCGGUGACGUAGUACCAUUAUUUUCAACUCAAACAGUUACAUUCUAACUGGAAUGCCCUUAAGUUAUGGAGUAAAGAAAGAAAAUGAACUAAUAGGGAGAACAUCCUCCCGCAUCCGAUGAUACCUCCUUGACAUCAAACCUUGUACCUCUUUAGAGAAGAAAAGUCACAAUAAAGAUAUGAAAGGUGAACAAAGGUGUGAAGUAGCAGCAGUGCCAGAGGGGCAGGAAGAAGACGAGACACAAAACCAGUCACAAACAACACGAAGACCCAACGCUGUUGAGGAACAAGAGCCGACAGGUUUUGACGGUAUGCAAGAAACAUCACAUGAGAGAAAGAACUGGAAACUAGUUUCUCUUAUCGUUCAUUUUAUAUGAUUCUUUUCCAAAUGAAACGACAUUGCAAGUGUCUGAAGCGGCGCAUGAUUCAGGACCGUAGAUGCACGAGUGACGCGAGACAUUUCCCUCCCAAACUUUAUGGUGAUGUGCACAUAUCUUAAUAAUCUUUACCCUUGUUUGGACCUAAUGAAAAAGCCAGUUUAAUCCGGAUCGUAAGGGCAAAACAGAAUUUGACCCAUUACUCUAGCAUGAACUAUCAAAAUAAGUUGGCUCCAAAUUUAUAUUGAAUUCUCUGGACCAAAAGAAGGAUGCCAAAUAGAGUCUCUCAUCGCCUCAAGCAUUUUAAAAUACUUAUUGCAUUCUGUUAAAUUACAGAGGGUUAUAGCAGCUCCAGAGACAGAACCAACUCAACUGAAUUUUCAUCCGGGCACGAGGAGACCAGCAAUUCUCCGAAUGCAGUGUUGAACGUUAGAAGAAACUUUCACGCAGAUACCGAAGAUACGCGACUCAACGAGCAGGUACGGUUGAAAAGAGUAAUUGCAGUAUUCAAAUAACAAAGCCCCGUUUUCCCGUUGGCAAGCAUGCUCAGGAACCUUUGUUAUGGUUUGUUUCGUUUGAUCUGCAUUUCUCUAUAAUAGUUUAGGUAUAAAAUGAGGAAUAAAACUUGACUCCACUGACCUACCUCGAAACAACUGCACGCAAAAUUUGUUAAGAUGAGUCGUACAGAAUGAGUCAUAGUAACAUGUUUUCUUUUUUUGUUUAAUAGCAAAACGGUUCCCAGCUGGAACGAGAUGAAAAUCAGGAGACGGGUACAUCCCAAAAAGAGUAUGUGGUGAAAAGUUAUUUUCUCAGAAAGUUAACAAAAUGUUGUUAAACGAAUUUUAAAUUACACAACUCAAGUAGCCACCCCUUUAAUUUCAGACAGAAUGUAGGAGUAAGAUUAAGGGAAAUUGUUGUAGCGCGAAAAAGUAGACCGUAUGCUGCCAAUACUCACGCUCUAUUGAAGUCGUUCGGUCCAGUGAGACAAUUUUUAAAUGAGAAUGCUCACCCUGUUCAAUCAGUACUCAAGACCCCAAAAACCUGACUUAGUAAGGCUGUGCUCUCCAAUCAAGGGGGCCAGGCAAAGUACCUAAAAUGUUACACUAGAAAUACUGGCUUCAGUCCUUUUUGACAUUUUCCAAAGUAUAAAAUUUGAACCAAACGUUAAAUGUCGUGCCAAAUGUGAAUUUGUUGUACCAAAGGUUAAAAUGUCUUGUUCUUCAGCAGUUCAACUCAAGGACCACGGCAAAGGAAAAAUCUUCUGAGUCAAAAGGAUUGCGACGGAGAGAUGACGAAAGAGAUGACGUUUUCAAGUAUCAAGGACCUGCAGUGUUGGAGAACAAGGAGUUGCUUGAUACUAGUUAUAUUAGCAAUGUUAAUAGUAACAGCAUUAUGCUUUCAAAAGUAGAGUUUUAUGAAGGAUUACUGGAGUGCGCCUCUGUUGACGCUUCCCUCUAAUCUAGAUAACUUACAAUAAGCUCAUUUGGGCGUUAAUAAGUAUUUCCGUAUCGAAGUAUCCAUUUAUCAACCCAUUACAUUAGUAAUCAUAUUCUCCGCACUGUUCUCUUUACAUUUCCCAUGGAACUGACAAGGAGAAUUGGUUUGAAAAUCAGGAGUUUUGUGAGUUUGUGAUCGUUUCCUUCAUUUUCAUGACCUUCAUAUAGAUUCAAGAGUGACAUUGUGAGGAGAAUGAGAAGCCAGUUACUUUUAGGGGUAUAGGGGUAAUGUAACGUUUCAUCAGGUGUUCCAAAUCAAGUGCUCGUAUGAUCAUAACAGUGAAAAUCACACCUUGCGAGCUUCUCUAUAAAUUUCAGGAGAGUUUUAACUAAAUUUCCCUUUUAUAUUCAAGAUCUCUACAUAAAUUCUCCAUACUACCUUUCUCUUUGAAUUUAUUUUGUCGCCCGUCCUUAACAACAUUGACACGCAUGAGGGUUGGGGGGGAGUUCCUUACUGGGUCAAAUUAUCGACGUGUUAACCAUAAUCAUCGUAAACAUUAAAAUAAAUAAAGGGGCACCAAAGUUAAUUCCUUUUCCAUUCUCAGAGAAUGAAGUCGUGACUUAAAAGUAUGAUGUCAAUUAUUUCUAUCUUUAAGUAAAACAUUACUGGGAAAAGUCGAUGACUGAUGUUUGGCUUUAAAGGUCAGUUUGGAAGAACAGUACUCAUAGUAACAUUCAUUUUUUAUAAUAAGAACUAUACAUUGUUCUCCUGUGACCCACCCAUUCAUAUCCAUGACAUAUAACUUUUUAAGAGCCGUGGCAAAUACUUGAAGGAGACAAACAAGCGAACCGUUUAAAUUUUAUUCCUUUUUUUUAAAAGCAUUAGAGUUUACAUCCUGCAGCAGCACUUUUACAAAAACACUUGUCUGUCCUUAAAAAAACUGAUUUUUAGUUGGGUGACUGAUUUUUCAUCAACCUAUAGCUCUCUAUCCCUUUCCGCAUCCGCGGUGAGACAGUUGUAAUGGGAAGGUUACCCCUAGAUUUAACUUGAUUAUGUCUGCU